AUGAAAUUUUCACAUACAUUGCAGUUUAAUGCAGUGCCCGAUUGGAUUGAUUAUUAUGUCGCCUAUGAUCAAUUAAAGAAGCUCAUCUUCCAACUUGAAAAGGAGCGUGUCGAAUCAGCAGCAUACCAGGAACACAAUGACCCUGAACAAUACAGCGGCUCAUCACCCUCUGCUCAAGAGCAACAAGAAGCCUUUCUUAGUGCGCUUGAUGUGCAACUUGACAAGGUUGUCAACUUUUAUGUGCAAAAGGAGGAAGAAUUGUACAAUCAAAUCGACAUUUUGCAACGAUCACUUGGUCAACAACAACAACAACAAGAAGAGCAAACACAAUCAGCCAUCGGCAGUCCUUUAGAAAAAAUCGAUUCAACUCCUCAUCUCGAUAAACUCCACAAGGUCACCCGCAAGAUUUCAUUCGAGUCACGGAUAUCCUCCAAAAGCGAAACCGGCAUUGAUGUGGAUGCCCUCUUUGAUACACGAUCACAGUUAAUUCUUUUAUACGUCUCCCUUUCCGAGCUUGAGUCCUACCUUGAGUUGAAUCGGAGUGCCUUUGACAAGAUCCUCAAAAAGUAUGACAAGGUCUUGGAUGGCAAUCUCCGCGAAACCUACAACAAAAAGAUGGUCCGAGAAGCCCGUCCCUUUACUGGUGAUAGCAUGGAGGACUUGCGUGCCCAUAUUGAACGUUUGGAGCAUGUGUAUGCUGACAUCUUUUGCAAUGGUGAUGCACGCGUGGCGGCUCGUCAAAUGAAGACCCAUUUACGUGAUCAGGUGACCUAUGAUCGCAACACUGUUUGGCGCGACAUGAUCGGUCAAGAACGCAAAGCAUUGUCAGCACAUGUACAAAAUCCCGCUGAGCCUUCAGGGUAUCGCAUUCCCUAUAUCGAUUUCGUUGUCACUCGCAGCCUUCUUCGAUGCACCAUCUUUUUCCUUCUUGCUUUGGCUGCCUUUAUCAUUUUGCUUUGUGUCGAUUGUUUCGGCAAUGUGGAAGAAAACCGUUGCUUUGCCUUGUUGAUUUUCGCAGCCAUUCUUUGGGCUACCGAAGCUGUGCCGCUGUAUGCCACAUCCAUGCUGAUUCCAUUCCUUAUCGUUCCCCUCAAGAUCAUGCGCAAUGACGAUGGCUCGUUGAUGACGGCUGCUGAUGCUGCCAAGGAUACAUUUGCAUCCAUGUUUAGUUCUACUAUCAUGAUGUUGCUUGGUGGUUUCGCAUUAGCUGGUGCACUCAGCAAGUAUGGUAUUGCCAAGGCAUUUGCAUCCCAUGUCCUUUCACGUGCAGGCACACGUCCUCGUUGGGUCCUUCUUGCCAUCAUGUUUGUCUCCGGCUUUUUGAGCAUGUGGAUCUCCAAUGUCGCAACUCCCGUCUUGUGCUUUUCACUCAUCGAUCCCAUCAUGCGCACAUUGCCUGAUGGCUCACGCGUAGCACCUUGCUUGCUUUUGGGUAUUGCCCUUGCCAGCUGUAUCGGUGGCAUGACAUCGCCCAUCUCCUCACCACAAAACAUCAUCACCCUUCAGUACAUGAAUCCCAAUCCAGGCUGGGGUAUUUGGUUUGCUGGUGCUUUGCCUAUCGCCAUUCUUACCCUUAUCUUUUGUUGGGGUAUGCUCUUGCUUAUUUAUCGUCCUGAUCGCGCUCAACAACAUCUCAAUCGCAUCAAGCCCACACGUGGCAAGGUCUCUUUUGCCCAAUGCUAUGUCAUGUUUAUUACAUGUGCAACCAUCGCCCUUUGGUGUGCUGAAACUGCCAUGGAAGAUGCUAUUGGUGCCACGGGUGUUAUUGCCGCUGUCCCAUUGUUCAUGUUUUUUGGUACCGGUAUCCUCAAGAAGGAUGAUCUUAACGCUUUCUUGUGGAGUGUAGUGGUACUUGCUCAAGGUGGUAUGGCUCUUGGCAAUGCUGUCACAUCAUCCGGUCUUUUGGAAGAUAUUGCUUUGCGUAUCAAGGACGGCAUUCAAGAUUUGGAUGCUAUUGCCAUUCUUGCCAUUUUCGCAUUCCUGAUUUUGGUGUUUUCUACCUUUGUGUCUCACACUGUUGCCGCUUUGAUCAUUGUUCCUAUUGUUCAACAAGUUGGUGAAGCAUUGCCUACACCUCGUCCCAAUCUCCUUGUCAUGGGUGCUGGUUUGGCAUGCUCUGCUGGUAUGGCACUUCCAGUCUCCGGUUAUCCCAAUAUGGCUGCUGUCAUGUUGGAAGAUCAAGCAGGCAAGCCCUAUCUUAGCUCCAAGGACUUUUUGAUCGUUGGUAUUCCCACCAGUGUCUUUGGCACAGUCCUCAUCUUCACCCUUGGUUAUGGCAUUCUAUCAGGUGUUGGUUACUAA
This is a messenger RNA of Lichtheimia ornata, 2301 nucleotides long. RefSeq lists its product as uncharacterized. Gene Ontology annotation, molecular function: phosphate transmembrane transporter activity. The transcript is spliced from 3 exons. Lineage: Eukaryota; Fungi; Mucoromycota; Mucoromycetes; Mucorales; Lichtheimiaceae. Bases 1 to 2301 code for a protein of 766 amino acids. Gene Ontology annotation, biological process: polyphosphate metabolic process; monoatomic anion transmembrane transport; phosphate ion transport. Gene Ontology annotation, cellular component: membrane. The record is from RefSeq and is a predicted model, not a curated record.